GCAGGGGUCACGGCGGCUGCCGGGGCUUCUUCCAAAGUUGGGGUGGGGAUGCUGAGUCACUGAUCUGUCACUACUUUGCACCUCUCCUCAGCCCUCCGGGGGCUAAAGCAAAAGCGAAAGCGAAUGCGUCUGGCGGGCGGCCGGUCCUGGAGCUGCGCUCGCCACUUUCCCGAGGCCGGGGCAUUGCACUCGCGGCUGUCCUGGGGGGUCCUGGGGGGGCACCGCGGGCCGCGCGGCCAUGGCCCGGCGGCGGUUCCUAGGCUCUGGAGUACACGCCCUCCGUGGACUACUGCUGCUGCUGCUGCUCCGGCUGCCGGUGACGCCGGGCACCACGUGCCCUACCCCCAUGUCUGUUGAACAUGCAGAUAUCCGGGUCAAGAGUUACACCUUGAACUCCAGGGAGCGGUACGUUUGUAACUCUGGUUUUAGGCGGAAGGCCGGCACAUCCAGCCUCACUGAGUGUGUGUUGAACAAGACCACGAACACCGCCCACUGGACUAUGCCCAGUCUCAAGUGCAUCAGAGACCCCUCCCUGACUCACCAAAGGCCAGUGCCAGUGCCACACUCCACAGUAGUGACGGCAAGGGUGACCCCACAGCCAGAGAGCCCCUCCCCUUCUGGAAAAGAGCCAGCAGUUUUAUCUCCCAAGUCAGAUACCACAGUGGCCAUAGAGACAGCUAUGGUACCAGGCUCCCAGUCGAUGCCAUCCCAACCAACCUCCUCAGGAACCACAAGCGUAGGCAGCCAUGAGUCCUCCCAAGCCCCAUCCCAGACUACAGCAAAGACCUUGGAACUUACACCCUCAAACUCCCACGAGACACCAGAUGCUUCUUCAUACAGCUCCAGAGAGACCACUGUGAUCAUCUCCACAUCUGUCACACUUUCUGUAGUGUUUGUGGUGUCUGCCCUGGUGACCUGCAUCAAAUUAAGGCGAAUUUUCCAGCCAACUGCUGUUGAAAUGGAGAAUUUGGAAGCGAUGCCAAUGACUAGGGGGAGCAGCAGCAGAGAGGAAGACCAGAGAAACUACCCGCAAAACUCUGAAACUCCUGGAAAUCAGCCCAGCAAAGGAUGGAGCCAAGGAGCCAGCUCUAUUGUAGCUCAAGAGGGCCUGGAAGAUAUACAAGGAGCUGGGCAUCAGGAAAAAGCCCACCAAGAUCAUCAAAUGUGAUGACCCAUAUGGACUGUGCCUGGGUGCCUCUUGUCUUAGUGAGUAGGUUCUCCAGCACUCAGAUGGACACCACUCAGGGACCCAGGGGCCUGCUUCCCAAACUCUCAGCUGCUGAAUCUCUCCUGGGAGGCCAAAGGCUCCAGGAAGCUGCUGGUUUCACUUACACUGACUCAGGACAGCUUCUCCGCUGGACCAUCUAUUCUGUCCCUAUUCUGACUUGUAGUUUACAGAGGACAGGAGUCAACCUGAGGCUCUCAAUUCAUCCCAYGGCUCCUCCUGGAUUGGGAGAUAUCUGCAGGGAAGACUCCAGCAUUUGUGCUCCUAACAAUCCUGUCUCCAGUGCUCUGUGUUCACUGAAGGGGAGCAAGGGAAGGCAGAACAGAUUCAGAGAGAAAUCUGAACCCAGUGACAUUUUACAUAUUCAUAUUUAUACUUCCUUGUAUAUUAUACCUACAUAUUAUAUAUGAUUUGUAUUUUGAAAGUGUGCUUUGUAUAGAUAAAAUAAAAUAUCUAUUUUCAAUAUAAAAAAUGCACUGAAAGAAUCACCAACAAGAAAUGUUCCACAAAGGAAGGAAGAAGACAAAGAAUGGGAAUGCAAAGUCCCAAAUGAGUGAGCUCAAGUUUUCUUUGUGUGUUGUUAUUUUAUUUCUGUUUAUUCAUUUAUUCUGGUAUUGGGAUUGAUCUCAGCUAUAUCCCCAGCCCUUUAAAGACAGACUCUCACAAAGUUGCUCAGGCCUCUCUAAAUUGCUGAKUCUGGCUCUGAACUUGCAAUCCUCCUGCCUCAGCCUCCUGAGCCACUGUGAUUACAGGCAUACACCACCACACCCAGCAAAACUUUUUUAUUUUUAGGUGGAAAAAGGAUAUAGUGUUUCUUAGGACUUGGAAGUUAAACUUUCAGCUAGAUGUCCUUAUCUAGCUAUAGAUCUAAAAAAUUCACACUUCCCCCUCUUGCUCUGCACAAUAUUUGCUAUGAAGAAAAGUGAUUCCUCAUCAAUUCCCAUUUAUCUUGAUUUUCCUUGAUCAAAAAAUAAAACUCUUGGGCUGGGGAUGUGGCUCAAGUGGUAGCGCGUUCGCCUGGCAUGAC
Messenger RNA from Urocitellus parryii (Arctic ground squirrel), 2252 nucleotides. RefSeq names its product interleukin 15 receptor subunit alpha (gene Il15ra). Gene Ontology annotation, molecular function: interleukin-15 receptor activity. Gene Ontology annotation, biological process: interleukin-15-mediated signaling pathway. NCBI's taxonomy places the organism in Eukaryota, Metazoa, Chordata, Mammalia, Rodentia, Sciuridae. The record is from RefSeq and is a predicted model, not a curated record.